Molecule: messenger RNA, 1464 nt
Organism: Colletotrichum graminicola M1.001
Lineage: Eukaryota; Fungi; Ascomycota; Sordariomycetes; Glomerellales; Glomerellaceae
Product: helix-loop-helix DNA-binding domain-containing protein
Exons: 3
Coding region: 1-1464 (487 amino acids)
Biological process (GO): positive regulation of transcription by RNA polymerase II
Cellular component (GO): RNA polymerase II transcription regulator complex
Molecular function (GO): DNA-binding transcription factor activity; protein dimerization activity
Source: RefSeq, a predicted model, not a curated record
AUGGACACGCAGCGACCAAGCUCUCAGAAGCUCCCCGCGGGAUUGGCUGGUGUUUUGAACCCGGACGAGAACCGCGACUCGGCUUAUUUUUCCUGUACAGAUGCCUCGAGCAAGCACAACUCAACCGCCUCAGGCAUGGGCACCAAUGUCCUCAGUCCCACCGGCUCCAGCUACCAAUCUUCGCUGGCGGAUAAGACACCCUCACCUGUCACCGCAAACAUGGUUCCUCAGCCGCUGGUGUCCCCUGCCCAAAGCAACAUGAGCGUUGCUUCGAUGGUGUCGCCAACUGUCAACGGCACUGACCCGCGUCGAGUCGAGCGCCCGACGUCAUUGGACUCCGGUAUGGCCCACGACUUGAUGGGUCCCGGGUCUCGCAGAGAGAGCGUCGACAGUAGAAUAAACCAGAACUUUCACGACAUGAGAUUGGGCGGCAACUCCCCGUACGCAAGCCACAAUCAAUCGACAACCUCGAUCCAGAACACCCUUAACCAGCAACGCAACCCCCGUAAUGGCCUCGACAACCUUUCUGUCCACCGCAUCUCCAACGGAUACCAACCGAGCAACGACAGGAACCCCGAGAACCCCAAGAUCAUUCGGACUGCUCCAGCCAUCACCGGUCCCGCGACGAGUAAUAUUGCGAGAGCGGCGGAGCCCACAAAGGGUCAGGCAUGGGCGUUUCCCGAGGAGGACAUACAGCGGAUCGGCCCCAAUGACGCGUACCUCGACUCCAGGCGAAGCAGCAUUGCUGAGUCAAUAGCCAGCAGCCAGUUUACAACGGAAUCGAGACUGCCCCCCGGCCAGAGGCGCCUGGACGAGCCUGCUGACUUCAAUAACCGUCUGUCAAGCACAUCUUCCGAGUUUCCUCCCGUUCACCAUCAUUCGUUACAACACAAGCAAAUCGGGGACCUGCGCGAUGACGAUGCGGCCUCGCGUAAUGGCUCCCAGCCGUACAGUCGGACACCCGAGCUGCGUAAAAGCCAUAAGCUGGCGGAGCGGAAGAGAAGGACGGAAAUGAAGGAGUUGUUUGAUCAGCUGCGCGACCUGAUGCCACAGGAGCGCGGUUCCAAGGCAUCCAAGUGGGAAAUUCUUACCAAAGCAAUCUCGGAGCAUCAGCGAAUGGCUGAGGUCAUGCGGAUCGUACAGUCGCAAAACACGACGCUCGCCCAGGAGAACGACGGUCUUCGACAGGAUAACCACAACCUGCGCGUCGACAUUCAACGUAUGCAAAACGAGUUGCACAGCCUGCGGCUACAGCAAUCUCCGACAGGCCAGGCCCCAGCUCAGUCGCAAGCCGCCCCUCCGCCGCCGCCCUCGGCUGCCUACCAAACAGAUCCGUAUGCGAGUCGUCGUGAGCUGCCACCUAUUCGGGGCUUGAACGGCAACAUGCCCAACGGGCCCGACUCGAUGACUGGCGUUCAAUACGAAGCCCCGAGGGUUAACGGGUACCGUGCUGAAAGAUACUGA